AUGGCGCGUUUCGCUAUCACCAAGCCUUUCCUUCUCUCUUCUUCAACCAUUUCUCUCUUUCCUCACAACACUAAGCCUUUUCCCUCCCCAUCUUUCUCCAAUUCCUCCGUCUUCGGGCGGAAAUUCCACGCGCUUUGUACUGGCCGGUUUCGGUCCGGUUCACAGGCCAAACCGGCCUGUGGCCAGGUCUACCCUGAAAUCUCGAAUGUAGCAGAACUGCUUCGACUGAAUGCGCCGAUGUUGAUGAAGUCGGCCUUUAAUGGUUUGAAUGAUUCAAAGUACAAAACAAGAGACACUUCUAUAAAAGACUUGGGUGGUUUCGAAGGUAUUGAGUUGUCUAUACUCCUUUGUAAUGAUGAUUUUAUUCGUAAGCUUAACAAAGAAUGGAGGGACGAGGACUAUUCUACUGAUGUUCUCUCCAUGUCACAGCAUGUUCCUGAACUAGAACUUCCAGUUCUCAUGUUAGGUGACAUUGUAAUUUCAGUUGAAACGGCUGCAAGACAAGCUGAGGAAAGAGGGCAUUCACUUCUUGAUGAAAUACGCAUCCUCAUGGUUCAUGGGCUGUUACAUCUUUUGGGUUUUGAUCAUGAGAUUAGUGAGCAGGCCGAAGCAGAAAUGGAGGAGGAGGAAGAAUCUCUUUUGAAGAGUCUUGGGUGGAAGGGAAAAGGAUUGAUACAGAGUGCAUAUGAUUCUGAAACUAAUGCAAAUCUUCAUAUCGAGCAGUCGGAUGGUACAUUUUUGAACAGUAAAAGUCAAAUUUCAUUUACAAAUGCUAAAGCAUUGAAGGAGGCAUUGUCAAGGGGUGUAAAGGUGGUGAUAGCCACUGGAAAAACUCGUCCAGCUAUGAUAAAUGUUUUGAAGAAGGCCGACUUAACAUAG
Mangifera indica (mango) is the source of this 879-nucleotide messenger RNA. Its product is annotated as endoribonuclease YBEY, chloroplastic-like. Gene Ontology annotation, biological process: rRNA processing. The coding region runs from base 1 to 879 and encodes 292 amino acids. The transcript has 7 exons. NCBI's taxonomy places the organism in Eukaryota, Viridiplantae, Streptophyta, Magnoliopsida, Sapindales, Anacardiaceae. The record is from RefSeq and is a predicted model, not a curated record. Gene Ontology annotation, molecular function: metalloendopeptidase activity.